GCUCGCUUCCAUGCGGGGUAGCGAGGGCGGUGAUGGCACUCGCGCGCGCACCAGGCACUCUCUAGCUGUCAGAAAGCAGGAGGGUGGGUGGCACGGGCACCGCGACGCUUCUCGGUAGCGCCACGAACUAAAAGUCCGGCCGACACAGCGCGCCAGUGUCGAGCCCGCGAUCGUGGCGAGCGUACGCGUUUUUCGUACGCACCGUUCACGCAAGGCACACAUACACGCGCGCGCGCGCGCGAAUAUCACACACACAUAUAGAGACAACAUACGUAAGCACAGCUAACGGUCAUUGUAGUCUCUCGUAAACCGUGCACGCGUAUCAUCAACAGCGAGGACUUUUUAGGAAGCAAAAGCGAAGAGAUUUUAAUUUUCUCCGAGACAAGGUCGAAAUUAAUUUCGAAAUGAUCUAACAAGGAAAAGGGAUCGUCAUCGAUAGAUCGAAGAAAGAGAGAAGGAAAGAGAGAGACAGAGAAAGAGAGAGAUAGAGAGAGAGAGAGAGAGAGGGUGACAGAAAGAGAGAAAGAGAGAGAGAGAGAGAGAUUUUUCUUCUCUUCUCUCUUCUCUUCUUUUCUUUUCACUUCACGUCUCUUUUCUUCUCUUCUCUUCUUUCCUCUUCUUUUCUCCCAAGUCGAAUACGCGAACACCAAGAAGAAGAAUAGACGACGACGAAGACGAGUUUCCAACAACGCGAUCCGUUACCACUACGCUUACCGCUCCCGGGAGAGCCUUAUCCACUUUUCUUCUUCUUCUUCUUCUUCUUCUUCUUCUAUUACUUCUUCUUCCUUUUUCUGCUCUUCUUCUCUUCCUUAUUUUCCUUCUUUCUCUUUCACGUACUCUUACUUUUCGAGGUCUUCUUUUUCUCUCCGACGGCACUUCUACGAUCGAAAAAGCGUCGAUAACCCCGACGAUACGUGACCCUCCUUACUCGAUCAAACUUAUCGCGCUAUCAGAGAUUUUACUCUCGUACGAAUCUUAUUCGACUGGCGAAUUACCGCGUUGGGAUUAUUGCUAACAAGCGAUAGAGAGAGAGAGAGAGAGAGAGAGAGAGAGAGAGAGAGAGAGAGUAGGCGAGAUCGCGUUCUCGAUCGCGAUUCUUAACGAGUUCGGCGAGUUUUUCCAUGAUCGACCAUCCGGUAAUUGGGAUUCCGAGCUCGAUGGCCGGACGACCGACCGAUACUUCUGUCUCUUCUUUUUUCUCCUAUCACGAGAUUCUCUUCUUUUUUUUUUCCUUUCUUCUUUUUCUUUUUUCUUUUUUUUUUUUUUUUAUUCGCCAUUUGCAGAUAUCUCUGGUUUGAUGUUAACGAUAGGAAAUUCCUUGGAUCAUUAUGGUUUUUAUUCGAUAUUUUGUGACUAUUCGUUUAUCGUAGUAAUUCGAUCGGUAGAUCGCGUGACAACGAUCGCUCUCGAAACCUUGGAACUAUCCGUGGUUGCUGUAGUAACGUGAAUCGAGAGAAAGAGAGAGAGAGAGAGAGAGAGAGAGAGAGAGAGAGAGAGAGAGAGAGAGAGAGAGAGAGAGAGAGAGAGUCAAUGACUUUUCUUCGUUUGGCGAUAGAUCAGAUUUCUCUAUUUAAACAAGUUGGAUUCCCUCACCGCAUUUUCGCUUACUUGGCCCUAGGCUCAGCUUUGAUACGAACGGUUAUCUCCCAUCCACUCCUCCGAAUGCAAUUAUAUAGAAAUGGUGCGAGUAUAAUCGUAAAAGAUCCUGGGGAGGGGGGUGAGUGGGUGGUAGAAAAGAAGAGAAGAGAAAAGAAGAGAAAAGAAGAGAAAAGAAAAGAAAAAAAAAAGAAAAAAAGAAGCAACAUACACGGGAGCGCGAGUUUUAUUUUUAAAGCAAGCCGUAGAAGCUUUUGCCGUUGCUUUUAACUCAAAUACUCGAUGAUCGAAACGAGACGUCGUAAAUUCUUCUUCACCGUCGAAGCGAGAAACUCUCUUCGUAUGACGUAACGCAAAAAUAUUCCCUUUAUUCGCAGCCCUCGAAAAACUUCAAUAUCCUAGACUCGUUUUCGAGAACGACGUCGAUUAACAUCGAGCAUUCCUUCUACCAUAAAUUCUCGCUCGCAGCCUGAUCGACGUUAUCCAUAAUAUUGGACGACUCUUAGCGAUCGUUAACGUCCUUUCUUCGCGUGAACGUCAUCCAUUGAAUAGGCUGGAGAAAGUAAUAACCUUCGAAAAUAUAUGCCAGUAGAAGACCUCUUAACGAGCGAGCGAUCGUAUCGGAGAAUGAAACGAAAGUAAUAUAAUGGUAUUUCGCGAGUUUUACACACGUAAUAUAAAACAUUCGAAAAUAUUGUCGAGUGCGUUCUCAUAAAUAAGAUUCUAUUAAAAACAAUUCGACUCGAAGUAAUAACAACCAACUGAUCCGAUCUAUUAAAGGAUAUCAAUUUAUAUUACAAAACGAUAGCAAAUCGAGAACUUACGAAGGUUUGCCAUUACUAGAAAAAGUAUAUCGAUGAGAUCGCAAGAAUGGACUAUCGAAUUAUAAAGCUUCUUGAGAGAAGGCAGAGGUCGAUUCGUGGAGAGGUUGCCUUCUAGGAAGAAGGUCCUUUAGACGCUCGAUAUCGCUUGCUAAGAAAUAUCAAGAAAGGACGAAAGAAGUUGGGAAACGAGAAGACCGGAGAAAGAAAGAGAGAGAGAGAGAGAGAGAGAGAGAGAGAGAGAGAGAGAGAAUUGGAGAGGGAGAGGAAGGAAGGGAAGGAGGAGGGACGAUGAGGCAGAGAGGCAAAGGAAGACUCUUGCAAUUAAUCACUUAGCGCUUUUAUUCGAUUACGCGUUACAAGACGUUGCAAAGGAAGGCACAAGGAAGUCGAAGGAAUGAGGUCGCCGCAAACGACCACGGCAAGAUUCAUCGAUCAACGUACCAGAAUGAUCUUGAAGGUUUUUAAGAGUAGAAGGAACUUUGUCGGACGGAUAGACGAAAUUAUUUGUCGCCACGAUGUUGUUGAACAAGUCGUUGCGCUUUUCGAGAAAACAGGAUCGGGUUAGGAGGAUGAAAGGAUAUGUUUGCGAAGAAGAGGGAACGCGCGCUUCGUCGAGUCCUAAUUCGGUUGGUCGGAUCGUUAGGGUGGUAUUCAAGUGCGAGUCGCGCAUUCAAACUGACUCUCCUAUUGCUAUUGCUUCUUCUCUUUCUCUCUCUCUCUCUUUCUCUCUCUCUCUCUCUCUCUCUCUCUCUCUCUCUCUCUCUCUCUAUGCCUUUUCGUUACUCUUUCUCUCUCGUCGUUCUCGUGUACGUUGUCCUCGGGGAAAAACUGUCAUCCUUCCUCUUUAUCUCUCUCUCUUUUCGUUCUCUAUUUCUCUUGCUUUAUAUCUUUUGCCUUGUUCUAAUCCCUAGCCGCACUCCGCUAUACUUCUCUUAGAGUUUUCUCGCGCUCGAAAGGUCGUCGCGGUACUGGAGAGCUGAGGGACGAGAGAACAAGUUUUCUUGGCCCCAGCGAGUUUGCUUACCGUUUCACUUUUCCUCCCUAUGCCGACUUUUUUCGCUACGGUAACUUUUCUUUUUUUUUUUCUUUUUUUCUCUCUCUCUUUAUCUCUAUCUAUCUAUCUAUCUAUAUCUAUCUCUAUUUUUCCUUCCUAGUGAAUCGACUAGAUUCAACGAUGAAAAUCAGCUUUCCCAAAUCAUCGAGCUAGAAAAGACGCUCGAGAGAAGCGUAAAGAAAGUUGGAGACUCGUUUUUGUUAUUGGAAGAAAGGAGCAAUAGAAGUUGGCGAUUGAACACUUUGCUGUCUCGAUUUCCAGAUCGAAGAAGAAGAAAUCGACAACUACAGUGACCGGUGAUGACCCAUGGUGCGAUGAACGAACAAGGAACUCGUUGAGAACGUUGGCCUUUUUCGUGACACUCUUUUGUAUCUUCUCUCACGCCGUGGAAACUGUUAAAAGAAACGGAGAAGAGUGAGAGUAACUUGUGAUAUGAGUGACGAACGCGCGAUCUUUCGUAUCCGUUGGCAGAGAUCGAUUCGUUUACGCGUCGCUAAAAAUACGCUGAUCGUGUGACGGAAAGGUCGAUAAAGGAGCCAAACUCAGCCGAGUGUGUAUUUUCUUCAUUUCUCUCUCUUUCUCUCUCUCUUUCUCACUUUCUAUCUAUCUGUAUCUGUCUGUCUGUUUCUCUCUCUCUCUCUCUUUCUUUUUCUUCACUUCUCUCUCUCUCUCCCUCUUUCUCUAUCUCUUUCUCUUUCUCUCUCUCUAUCUCUUCAUCUCUCUUUCACCAUCUCCCUCUGUCUCCUUUCUUGUGCGCGCGCGACGACACGUCGGAAGGGAGAAGCUCCGAGGGUGCGAGGAGACGCUUCGCAGAAACGCGUGCAGCUACGUCCACGCGCCGCGUGACAUCGUCCGUGAUCGCGCGAUAAAGUCGCGACGAAGCUGGAGAAACGACGACGAGGAGAGACGACGGAUUCAAGGUGGAAAGAAAAAUGCGGUGUCCUUCCCUCGCCGUUUUCGUCGCCGUCCUAACGACCAUACGAGCUCAAGGGGUCACGCGAACAUUUUCGACUAGGCCUUACCGAGGAGGUCCAGCUAUCCCCGUGAGGGCGGUUCUUCGAGGUACGGCCGAGCUACCCUGUGAUAUUCGUCCACCACGACACAACGACUCGACCGUUUCGGGACACGACUCUGCCAUUUUGAUCGUCUGGUACAAGAACGACAUGACACCCAUCUACAGUUACGACAUGAGGGGAAAACAUUCAGAAAAGGCAUCGCAUUGGAAGGACAAGGAGCAUUUGAACGAAUUCACGCAGUUUCGAAUGAAUACUGAUCCAGCUAUGUUAGUCAUCAGUGACGUCGAGGAAAAAGACGAGGGAGAUUAUAGAUGUCGGGUGGAUUUCACUAAGAGUCCUACAAGGAACUCAAGGAUUUAUUUAACUAUUAUUGUACCACCGCACAAGCCAAACAUCAUCGACGAACGUGGAAAAACUGUAUCGACCGUGGCCGGACCAUACGAAGAGGGUGGCAAUAUGAAGUUAACGUGUUUAGUAUCAGGAGGUCGCCCGGAACCUACGGUAAAAUGGUGGCGAGGAGAAACCCUAUUAGAUUCGAAGGACGUGCCUGGAGAGUUUCCAUCCCUUCGUCGAAAUACUCUACUCGUGACCGAUCUUUCCAGAGCGGAUCUUCACGCUGUCUUCACCUGUCAGGCUUCCAACAAUAACAUCAGUCAACCGGAGUCAGCCUCGGUCGCGAUCGAAAUGCAUCUGAGACCUUUGAGCGUGAGUAUACUUAGCAGCGAGCACGCACCACUCAGCGCAGAUCGGAAAUACAAUAUCAGUUGUAUGACAGUCGGUUCAAGGCCACCGGCUAAAUUAUCCUGGUACAUGGAUCACAAAAAGAUGGAAAAUUAUACGGAGAAGGUAUCGGCCGAUGGGAAUAUGACAAGUUCCAUCUUUACCUUCAAGCCUACCCUAGACGAUCACAACAAAAUAUUGGCCUGUAAAUCUGAGAAUAACAAGGUUCAUAGUGGCGUCGUCGAGGACACCUGGAAACUAAACGUUUUCUUCGUUCCUACCUUACAGUUGGAGCUUGGUACCAACAUGAAUCCCGACGACAUAGAGGAAGGCGACGAUGUCUACUUUGAAUGUAAGGUUCAUGCGAAUCCCUGGGCUUACAAAGUCGUCUGGAAGCACAACGGCAACGUCAUUCAGAACAACGCGAAGAACGGCGUGAUAGUGCAACAAUACGAUCUCGCUCUAAGAAAAGUCAAUCGUUCCCAGGCCGGAAAUUACACCUGCGUCGCUAGCAACGUCGAGGGCGAUGGUUAUAGCAAUAUCGUCGAGCUCAAAAUCAUGUACAAGCCAAUCUGCGUGGCCGAACAAAAGCGCAUAUAUGGAGUGGCACGUCACGAGGACGCCGGGGUGGUCUGCAGGGUCGAAGCGUAUCCACCUCCCGAAAGCUUUCGGUGGGCCUUCAACAAUACCGAGGAGAUGGUCGACGUGCCCCAGGCGCGUUACAAGAACUCCACUCGACACACCCAAAGCGUCCUCACAUACAGACCGGUCACGGAAAUGGACUAUGGCACUGUGCUUUGUUGGGCAAGCAACACUGCCGGCCAGCAGAAGAAUGCUUGCAUAUUUCACAUCAUACCCGCGGGAAAACCAGAAUCUCCUUACAAUUGCACACUGACCAAUCAAACAACCCAAUCACUUUCGGUGGAAUGCACCGCUGGUUUCGAUGGUGGUCAACCGCAACAUUUCUUUCUAGAGGUGUUCGAUCAAGAAACGGGUAUUCUACAAGCGAAUGUUACCAGGGAUAACCCUCAAUUUACUGUACAAGGGUUGGAACCGGGCAAAGUUCUUAACAUGAUAUUGUACGCCGUGAAUGCGAAAGGAAGGAGCGAACUGAUCUUGCUCGAAGGUUUUACUUUAAAAGUGGCCGAGAAGCAGACCGUGCGCGUUUUGUUUACAGGUACUCCGGUGCCGUUCGAAAUAACACCUCUGUUAGCUGGUCUUAUCGGUGUAGUUAGUGCCAUGCUUUUAGUUACCGGGACAAUUUUAGCAGCACUCAAAGUACGAAGCGAGAGACGAGCUCAGAGACCAGGUGAUUUGCCCUUGAAAAAAGCUACAGCACCCAGUUCCGAGGAUCUUUACGAUGCAGAUGAUAGAAAUCCAGACGUCGUGCCAACUAAUAAAGAUUAUCAAUUGACUGGAUCAACCUCGGGUACACCAUUGGCAACGCAAGAUACACCGGAUGGUUUACCACCAUCUUCACUUCCAACGCAACAGAACAAUCAUCUUCAAGGACUUACUGGUUACAACGAAUACAACAAUUAUCCAACCUUACCGUUAUCCGGGGAAGUGACGUAUGCAGAACUUUGCUUGGCGAGGCCAACCACCCUAUCGACUUUGGGAACAGACACGAAGCUAGUGAAUUUAGGAAGCGUUACCGGUCUCGGAGGUCUUCAGGGAUAUGGAAGCGGUGUUAUCGUCGGCGGAAAGUCGUACGCAAAGGAGGCCACGGUAUACGCUUGCAUAGACCACAGCGCGAGGCCACCGAAAAUAGACACGGUGAAGAGUACAUCUUCAUGCGGUAGUACGCCGCUCUCGACGAUGAGCGGACUUCUGCAUGAUUCGACGGUGACCGGAAUGACUGGUAUCACCGGAUUGACCGGUACUACGAGCAAGCAUCCGGCAAGGGAAGUCGUCACCGUUCGCACGCCACUUAUUUCGAGCCAGGAAAGCUGCGUAUAGGGACGCGAUUCCGACGCGCUCGGCGUUAACGAAUAUUACGUCUGAUAUGGCCGCGUCGCAUCCCACGCCAAUGAGUCUCCUCCGAACCAGGAGCCGUUCAAAUACAUACCGCAAAUUGCUACAACAGGUAUGCCAGUAGCCAACCACACGACACAUCUUCUUAUAUUCUUAUUACUCGUAUUUUUUCUCCGUGCGUCGCCUAAAAUUCAUUCCCAGCUCUUUCUUAACAGAGAACGAUUUUAUCCCCAUCCGAUCUUUCCCUUCCCAUUCUUCUUCUGAUUCUAAUAUCUUCGGCAUUAUGACAAUGACAAUGACGACGACGACGACGACGACGACGACAAUGACAACGAUAAUGACGACGAUGAUGACAAAAAACAAAUCUAUUUCACGUUACAUCGAUCCCAAGAUUCUUUAAUAAUCUUGCGUGCCUAAUGUACACGCCUAUUAGCAUAGGUACAUACUUAUGUCUCUUUGCCUAAAUUAAUUAAUUAAAAAAAAAAAAAAAAAGAAAAAAAAAAGCGAGAUAUAAAUACUACGGAGAAAUGUUGAUAAGAAGAUGAUUUUUAGAUCGGCUUCUCGUACAAUUUUCACGAGAGAUCAAAGCCCGUUUUUUGCGCGACUCGAUAUGCUUUUUUCGUUUUCGCCGCAACAACGAGGUCGAUGACGACAACGACGACGACGACUUAGACUAUUACAACUACGACUAUGACUACGACUACGACUACGACUACGACUACGACUACGACGAUUAAAAUAACUAUAGUCGCCCUUCAUUGGACGCGGAAAAAACGCGAUAUUUGAAAUUUGCGGACGGACGUGCUGUCCUAUCGACUGAUGACGAACGCGCACAACGUCGAAACUGGCACGGAAGCGACGCGGUCGUUCGCACGAUAGAUACCUAUAUAUGUAUGUAUCUAUAUAAAUGGUAUAUGCAGAGAUGAAUUUUCUUAUUUGGAACAUUUUGCGAUCGGUAAAACUCGGCGCCGUAUGUUACGACGUGUAUCGUACGCACGAACGUUAACGGGUGUCCAUUAUCGUACGAAUCUAUCAAUCUUUUUCCGCGUAUAUCCAAACGCGAAUUUUGUAAAUACCUUGUACAUAACGAUGCGACGAGUGAGGGGAUGAAAGAAAAGUUUAAUUGUAUGACGAAUAACAAAGACAAGGACGAAGGACUGUCGUCGAUAUGGUUCUCUUCGCGACAAGACAAAUAUGGACGAAUGUAAUAACACGUCGCGAUCCGAUGCAAAUUGGUACGUUGGAAAUUUUUCCAUGACAAUAAUUUCUUUUCGUCGAUCACUCUUAACACAUUGUCCAACUCAUAUCCGCAUGUUUCUACGCGUUUCUCAAUGCCGCUCGUUACGUUUACUCCGAUCGACUUAUUUCUCGAUCGAUCAUUAAAUUUUUACACACUCGAAUCUCAAUCGACUUCGUUAGAUAAAAAAAGAAAAAUAAGAAAAAAAAAAAAAAAGAAAAAAGAAGAAGGAAAAAGGAAAACGAAAAAAAAAAGAAGAAAGAAAAGGUAAGAAAGAUUUGCUCUUUCACCAACUCUCUCGACUGCUCGCGACUGAAUUACGUCAAUGUACACAAACGAUAUUCGUAUAGUGCGAAAAGGACGUCGAAACGAGGACAAGUUCCUUCGUUUUAUUCACCUUUAUCCAUUGUAAUAUAUAUUCUCCUCCGAUGUACAGCGCCGAUAUUUUUUCAAAGUGCGCGUAAGCGAUACCUCCGCGCGAUGUGAAUUGAGCAAAGAGGCGAUAAUUACGGAAAGAAAACGAGUGUAUAAUUAAUAAACGUUCGAAGUAAAUUUAAGCAGAGCAAAUAUAAAGAUAUAUUAUAUAUAUAUAUAUAUAUAAAUAUAAAUAUAAAUAAAUAUAUAUAUAUAUAUAUAUGUAUAUGUAUAUAUAUAUAUAUAUAUAUAUAUAUAUAUAUAUAUAUGUAUGUAUGUACAUGUAUGUACGAAUGUGCGCGCGCGUGUGUGUGUGCGUGUAUGCGAGUAUGUAUGUAUACAUGAAAAGCAAAUGCGAAAUUAUAUUAUCGGUGGAGUGCCGAUCCUUCCGACGUAUAAUUCAAAAUACAUGUACUGCUGGUAUUGAAGAUUAAGUGAAACAUCGAUUUUACUUAAAAGCUCGUUUCGUAUAAUAAUCAUGUUAUUCUCAUUUUCUUCCAUCUCGAAGUUUCGCCGAAAUAAUCGGAGAGAUAUGCGAUUAUUGAUUUAUUGAAUUAUUUUGUCCAACUAUUCAUCAGGAUAAUCGGUGCUCCACUAUAUACAUAUAUAUUUAUUCCACGUGCGUGCGAAUGCACGAAAGACUAUCGAGAUAUUUGCGAGCGAGUACGAGCCAGUACGAAGGCAACAAAGUAUAACGAGUUUAUCUUCGCCAGUUUUUAUAUUUUUCAUUCGACAUCGAUACCUCGUAAUUUUUUUUCCGUCGGCCUCUUUUUAAUGAUAAUAUCAUCGUACGCUUACUGCAAAGCUUCGAACUUUUGAAUACGUCUAUCUUUAGAAUUCGAUUAGUUCGAUUAAUUCGAGUUUGAAUUCUUCGAAUAGUUUUUAUCGACUCGUCCGAAGAAUCGAUCUCGUUAUUUCUUUUUCUUUUUUUCUUUUUCUUUCUUUCUUUUAUUUUCUUUUCUUCUCCCCCAUAGGAUAAAUCAUUUAACGUGUAUCAUUAUCGCUAUGCGCAAUAUGGAAAGGGAACAAGGCGAAAAUAUUUUUCAUCGUAACUUGUCACAAACAUUUCAAUAUUUUUGGUUUACCGCGAUAGAUCGUAGGAACAAGAAGGAAACCGAUGAAUAUGCAAUGUAAUGCGGAGUUAGUGUGCAUACAGUUUAAAAGGGAUCAAGAAAAUACACGAGAUGACAACCUACCCACGUACAUCACUAAAUUUCGUUUCAUUGCCUUUUAUCUGGGAAUAAUUUUAAUACUAAAAUAUUAUUCCUCUUAACGCUCAAAAAACACUUUGAAUAUUCCGGACUCCUUUAUCGUUGUUCGGACUAUGAAAAGGAAACGCUGAAUAUGCAAUUCAAAGAAAGCCGAUGUGUACGUCUGCAUGCGCGCUUGCGAAAAAUAUAGAGGGAGAAAAGGAAAAAGAUAGAACGAGAUACAUAAAGAGAAAGAAAAAAAGAGAGAAAGAGAGAGAGAGAGAGAGAUAACGAGAGAGAGAGAGAGAGAGAGAGAGAGAGAGAAACUAAGGUAAAGAUCGAAAGAUUGCUACGUGUAAAAAUGAUUUUAAAUGACGUUACACUUACAUAGGUAUAUGCAUACUGCACGUAUAAAUACAUAUAGUUAAACUAGAUAUUGAACAUUAGAUUUAAAAAUAAUUACUAUGCGCUGUUAGUCCCUGUGAAAAUGGCUGGGAAUUAUUAAAGGUCGAAGAGAUAUGAGAAACUCGGCCGCUAACGUCCCAACUAUAUUUCUCGGAGUUGAAAGUUCCAGAAAUAGAGUCACUAGGUCGGCGAAACCAGGCUUCAUUCGCUUUUUCAUCUCAUCAAUGUACUCAACGAGAGAUUGAUUUCAAAAGAGAUCACCGGUCCUGAACAGCCGUAACCCAUUUGCCAAAUCAUUUUGGAUUUAAAGGUCAAUUUCGAAGAACGCUUAUGAAUUUCUACGUAAAUACCUAUGAAUAUGUGGCAUACUGCACAAAAUCGUAACUCGCGGAAUCGUAAAAAAAAAGUGACAAUACUUACCUGACAGUUGUUGAUACAGGCGGAUAAUUGUGUUUCUUCUCUCUUCGUCCGUCUCUUUAUCUUUCUCUCUCUCUCUCUCUCUCCCUCCCUCGUUUUCUUUUUUUUUUCUUUUCGUUCUGUCUAUCUUCUUUUUGUUUUUGCGCGAAUUCGCGUUAUGAAUGCGAUCAUUUGUGUCCUUCAGUUUUUGUUCCUGCGUUUCUAGGAUUUAUACGAAUCGAAAGAGAUCCUAUAAUAUGUUACACUUUUUUGUAACAUCCACGGACGAGUAUUAUUAUUCUCUCUAACAAACUACAUUUCCACGGAGCGUGUUUGUCACGAUGUUAUCAUUACUAUUAUUCAUCCUUAUCGUAUGUCACACACUGUCGUCCUUAAAUUAAUAAUUUUUCUACGCGAAAGCUGUGCGCAACGGCAUAGAUUUUUUAUAUAAUUAUACGUCAAAGUUCGUCUACGAAGCGAAGACGCGUGCAUGAGUGCGUGAGUGUAUGUGUGAGAAUGAGAGAGAGAGAGAGAGAGAGAGAGAGAGAGAGAGAGAGAGAGAGAGAGAGAGAAAGAGAGAGAGAAAGAGAGAGAGAGAGAGAGAGAGAGAGAGAGAUAACUGGUAAAAGAAGAAAAAUAAAAAAAAAUAGUCGUUCGAAACGUGCGUCCACGCACGAAAUUUUGCGCUUCCGUUUACGUUUCCCAAUGUCCGAAUUGAACUCUCGACGAGUGAAACGUACGUGCGCUGAAAAUUGAAAUUACGACGACCAUAUUAUGUGUAUUUACAAUAAUUAUAGAUCUCUCUCUAUAAAUAUAUACACAUCAGCAUAAUCCGAAUAAACGUGUUGAUAUGAAAA
Vespa crabro (European hornet) is the source of this 11683-nucleotide messenger RNA. RefSeq names its product synaptogenesis protein syg-2-like. The record is from RefSeq and is a predicted model, not a curated record. The transcript is spliced from 15 exons. NCBI's taxonomy places the organism in Eukaryota, Metazoa, Arthropoda, Insecta, Hymenoptera, Vespidae. Gene Ontology annotation, molecular function: protein binding. Bases 4407 to 7169 code for a protein of 920 amino acids.